UUUUCUGCAUGUCUUUGUAACUACUACCACUUUCAACGCCGUCUCAAAACUUUCACUAGUUUUUGUUUUGGAUAUGAAGGAACCUGAGAAAUUUCAUAUAAGUUGAUCUUAUAAUAUAAUAAAAAUAAUAAAAUAGUGUAAUAAUUCUCCCUGAGCCUACAAUAUAUAUGUCCACACUCCCUUUGUUCUAUCUUCACCACCACACAACACAAAACCUCCAAACCAAUAAACAGAACAAAGUGAGAUCUUUCUCUCUGAAGACAAAGAUGGAAACGGUGUCGGCUAACUUCUCUCUCUCGCAGAUCCUCAACACGGAGGAACCGUAUAGCUCCGUGAUGCUCGGUGUCGCCGCUCUCUUGGCCGUUGUUUGCUACUUCUGGAUACAGGGGAAGUCCAAAUCCAAGAACGGACCACCGUUGCCUCCGGGACCUUGGCCACUUCCCAUCGUCGGAAACCUCCCGUUCCUAAACUCUGAGAUCCUCCACACGCAGUUCCAAGCCCUAACCCUAAAACAUGGCCCUCUUAUGAAGAUCCACCUCGGUUCCAAACUCGCGAUCGUCGUCUCUUCCCCGGAUAUGGCUCGCGAGGUUCUCAAAACCCACGACAUCACUUUCGCCAACCACGAUCUUCCCGAAGUUGGAAAGAUCAACACUUACGGUGGAGAAGAUAUCCUCUGGUCUCCUUACGGCACCCAUUGGAGGAGACUCCGUAAGCUCUGCGUCAUGAAGAUGUUCACUACGCCCACACUCGAAGCUUCUUACUCCACUCGCCGCGAGGAAACCAGACAAACCGUUGUCUACAUGUCCGAAAUGGCUCGUGACGGAUCACCAGUCAACCUCGGAGAACAAAUCUUUCUUUCCAUUUUCAACGUCGUGACAAGAAUGAUGUGGGGCGCGACUGUUGAAGGAGACGAGAGAACAAGCCUAGGAAACGAGCUUAAAACCCUAAUCUCCGAUAUCUCCGACAUCGAAGGGAUACAAAACUACUCAGAUUUCUUUCCUUUGUUCUCAAGAUUCGAUUUCCAGGGAUUGGUUAAGCAGAUGAAAGGCCAUGUGAAGAAGCUUGAUCUCUUGUUCGAUAGAGUAAUGGAGAGUCAUGUCAAGAUGGUGGGAAAGAAGAGCGAAGAAGAAGAAGAUUUCUUACAAUACUUGCUUAGAGUUAAAGAUGAUGAUGAGAAAGCUCCUCUGUCCAUGACUCAUGUCAAGUCUCUCCUCAUGGAUAUGGUUCUUGGUGGUGUUGACACAUCGGUUAACGCAUCCGAAUUCGCCAUGGCGGAGAUCGUAAGCAGACCGGAAGUGUUAAAUAAGAUCCGACAAGAACUUGACCAAGUUGUUGGGGAAGACAACAUCGUUGAAGAAUCACAUUUACCUAAGCUUCCUUAUCUACAAGCGGUUAUGAAAGAGACUCUUAGACUUCACCCUACGCUUCCUCUUCUUGUGCCUCACAGAAACAGCGAAACCUCGGUGGUUGCGGGAUACACUGUGCCUAAAGAUUCCAAGAUUUUCAUCAACGUUUGGGCGAUUCAUAGAGAUCCUAAGCAUUGGGAUGAACCAAACGAGUUUAAACCAGAGAGGUUUCUGGAGAACUCGCUAGAUUUCAAUGGAGGUGAUUUCAAGUACUUGCCUUUUGGAUCAGGAAGGAGGAUUUGUGCGGCGAUUAACAUGGCUGAGAGACUUGUUCUGUUCAACAUUGCUUCACUUCUUCACUCUUUUGAUUGGAAAGCUCCUCAAGGACAGAAGUUUGAGGUUGAAGAGAAGUUUGGUCUUGUUCUUAAGUUGAAGUCUCCACUUGUGGCUAUUCCUGUUCCAAGGUUGUCUGAUCCAAAACUCUACACAGCUUAAGUAAGGAUGAAGGAAAGUUUGGUUUGAGCCUUUGAGGAAGUUGAAUUGAUUUUUCUUGUUUGUAGUUUACUUUUCUUUAUGUUGUGGUUGGAGUUUUGAUGUUUUGUAAAAGGGGAUGUGUGUCUGUCGAGUCACAUUUCUGAUUAUAUUUAAAUAUAAUAAAGUUUUAUUUCCAAUAAUAAUGCCUUAUUUUGGUAUCCAAA
Molecule: messenger RNA, 2044 nt
Organism: Arabidopsis lyrata subsp. lyrata
Lineage: Eukaryota; Viridiplantae; Streptophyta; Magnoliopsida; Brassicales; Brassicaceae
Product: geraniol 8-hydroxylase
Exons: 1
Coding region: 168-1841 (557 amino acids)
Molecular function (GO): monooxygenase activity; iron ion binding; oxidoreductase activity, acting on paired donors, with incorporation or reduction of molecular oxygen
Source: RefSeq, a predicted model, not a curated record